Messenger RNA from Sphenostylis stenocarpa, 2844 nucleotides. Lineage: Eukaryota; Viridiplantae; Streptophyta; Magnoliopsida; Fabales; Fabaceae. The record is from the annotation of a GenBank genome assembly.
AUGGCAAAGACCACCCUUGAUUCCGGAUGGCUUGCUGCUAGGUCCACUGAGGUUCAUUUCACAGGCACUCAACUCACCACCACGCACCCUCCCUCUGCUUCCACCCAACCAUGGAUGGAAGCUGUUGUCCCUGGAACUGUUCUGGCAACCUUGGUGAAGAACAAAGUGGUGCCUGAUCCUUUUUAUGGACUAGGAAAUGAGGCAAUCUUGGAUAUUGCUGAUUCUGGAAGAGAGUAUUACACCUUCUGGUUCUUUACAACCUUUCAGUGUAAUCAGCGCUGUGAUCUGAACUUCAGAGGAAUCAAUUACUCCGCUGAUGUUUAUUUGAAUGGGAACAAGAUGGUACUCCCAAAAGGAAUGUUUCGGAGACAUUUUCUUGAUGUCACUAAUCUCAUUCAUUCUGAUGGUGGUAACCUGCUUGCGGUUCUUGUUCACCCUCCGGAUCAUCCUGGGAGCAUCCCUCAGGAGGGGGGACAAGGUGGUGAUCACGAGAUAGGAAAGGAUGUGGCCACACAAUAUGUUGAAGGUUGGGAUUGGAUGGCUCCUAUAAGAGAUAGGAAUACUGGAAUAUGGGAUGAGGUUUCCAUUUCUAUUACUGGGCCAGUAAAAAUAAUUGAUCCCCACUUGGUGUCAUCAUUCUUUGACAAUUAUAAGAGAGUAUAUCUACAUGCUACAACUGAGUUAGAAAACAGGAGCUCCUGGACUGCUGAGUGUUCUUUGAGUAUCCAUGUGACAACAGAACUCGAGGGGACCAUCCACUCAGUAGAGCAGUUUCAAACUCAAAAUGUUUCAAUUCCUCCAACAUCUCGGGUGCAAUAUACAUUUCCUGAGCUCUUCUUCUACAAGCCCAAUUUAUGGUGGCCAAAUGGAAUGGGGAAACAAUCUUUGUACAACGUUAUUAUUAACGUUGAUGUUAAAGGAUAUAGUGAGUCUGAUUCAUGGAGCCAUCACUUUGGAUUCCGCAAGAUUGAAAGCCAUAUUGAUGAUGCUACUGGUGGAAGAUUGUUCAAAGUCAACGGAGAACCAAUUUUUAUACGAGGGGGGAAUUGGAUAUUGUCUGAUGGGCUACUGCGACUUUCAAAGAAGCGAUACGAAACAGAUAUCAAGUUUCAUGCAGAUAUGAAUUUUAAUAUGAUUCGUUGCUGGGGCGGUGGCCUCACUGAAAGGCCAGAGUUUUAUCAUUACUGUGAUUAUUAUGGACUUCUGGUAUGGCAAGAAUUCUGGAUUACCGGGGAUGUGGAUGGACGUGGUAUCCCUGUAUCAAAUCCAAAUGGUCCCCUGGACCAUGAUCUUUUCUUGUUUUGCGCAAGAGACACGGUCAAGCUUCUUAGAAAUCAUCCUAGUCUUGCUCUCUGGGUGGGUGGAAAUGAACAAACUCCACCAGAUGAUAUAAAUACAGCCCUGAAAAAUGAUCUGAAACUUCAUCCUUAUUUCGGACAUGCAGAAGAAAAAGAAAAACCUGUCGCUGGCUUGUCCCAUAGGUUGGGGGAUCCUAGCCAAUAUCUUGAUGGUACAAGAAUUUACAUACAAGGAUCAUUAUGGGAUGGGUUUGCAGAUGGGGAAGGGAACUUCACUGAUGGACCUUAUGAGAUUCAAAAUCCAGAAGAUUUUUUUAAGGAUGACUUUUACAAGUAUGGAUUCAACCCUGAGGUUGGUUCUGUAGGAAUGCCAGUUGCUGCAACCAUAAGAGCAACAAUGCCUUCAGAAGGAUGGCAAAUACCACUGUUUAAUAAACUUUCCAGUGGUUAUGUUGAAGAAGUUCCAAAUCCCAUUUGGAAAUACCAUAAAUACAUUCCAUAUGCAAACCCAACCAAGAAGGUUAAUGAUCAAAUUGAGUUGUAUGGUAAUGUGAAUGACCUUGAUGAUUUUUGUUUGAAGGCUCAACUAGUUAACUACAUACAAUAUAGAGCUCUUCUGGAGGGAUGGACGUCUCACAUGUGGAAAAAAUUUACAGGAGUCUUGAUUUGGAAGACACAAAAUCCUUGGACUGGUCUGAGAGGUCAAUUUUAUGAUCAUCUUCUUGACCAAACAGCAGGAUUCUUUGGUUGUCGAUGCGCUGCAGAGCCAAUUCAUGUACAGCUUAAUCUGGCUACAUAUUUUAUAGAGGUAGUGAAUACUACAUCAGAAGAAUUGUCUAACAUAGCUGUAGAAGUUUCAGUGUGGGACCUAGAAGGCACAUGUCCACACUCCAAAGUUCAAGAAAAUCUCACUGCACUGCCAAAAAAUGUAACACCUAUUGUUGAGAUGGAAUAUCCAAAGACAAAAAAUCCCAAGCCAGUCUACUUUCUUAUUCUCAAACUCUACAACAUGUCAGAUAAUAGUAUUUUAUCUAGAAACUUUUAUUGGUUGCAUCUUCCUGGUGGAGAUUAUAAACUACUAGAGCCGUAUAGGGAGAAGAAAAUACCCCUCAAGAUAACAUCCGAGGUUUUUAUUCAAGGAUCUACCUACAAACUUCAAAUGCAUGUGCAAAACACAUCUAAAAACUCAGACUCACUGGAAACCGUAGAUAGUGUGAUUGGCAAAGAGCAAGAAGUUGGUUGGUUUAGGAGGAUACACAAAUGCUUUGCAGGGAAAAGUGCUGGUGUGAAGGUUUCUGAAAUUAAUGGCCAAGAUAUAGGUGUUGCAUUCUUUCUUUAUUUUUCUGUUCAUGCUUCGAAUAAGGACCACAAGGAGGGGGAAGACACAAGAAUUCUCCCCGUUCAUUACUCAGAUAACUAUUUUUCACUUGUGCCAGGAGAGACCAUGACUAUUAAAAUUUCUUUUGAGGUCCCUCCAGGUGUCUCUCCUCUAGUUACUUUGCAUGGCUGGAAUUUCAACCAACAAGCCAUCCAUGAAGGUCUUUAG